Messenger RNA from Sorghum bicolor (sorghum), 2157 nucleotides. RefSeq names its product cytochrome P450 94B3-like. Bases 329 to 1900 code for a protein of 523 amino acids. NCBI's taxonomy places the organism in Eukaryota, Viridiplantae, Streptophyta, Magnoliopsida, Poales, Poaceae. The transcript has a single exon. The record is from RefSeq and is a predicted model, not a curated record. Gene Ontology annotation, molecular function: monooxygenase activity; iron ion binding; heme binding.
CGGUCACCUCCCUCUCUCGUCACCAGCAGCUCCCCCUCUACUAAAACGUGGGCAUUAACAAGGACCCCCCACCCCAAGGAGGAGAAGGAGGAGGCAUGGACCUCCAAUGGCGACCCUGCCGACCUCGCACCGGCCCCUCCCCCUCUCCACCGUACCAUCAUACUAUAUCCCGGCCACGCAUAUAUAUACAUAUAUAUAUCGCCGAAUAGUGUGCACGGUCUCUCCUAUGCUUUCUCUCAAGUCCUAGGUGCUACCUCCCUCACUAGAAUUCCCGGCCGUACGUCCCCUCACUAGAAAGAAUUCUUGUUGCAAGUACUACACCAUCACCAUGAUCUGUCUCUACACGCUGUGGCUAGCGGCAUGCUGCCUCCUCCUCCUCUUGUACAGCGUCCGAUUCAGGUCCGGCUUCAGCCAUGGCAGCGGGCCCAGGAGCUACCCGAUGAUUGGGUGCCUGAUCGCCUUCUACCAGAACCGGUGGCGGCUGCUGGACUGGUACACCGAGCUGCUGGCGGCGUCGCCGACGCAGACGAUCGUGGUGGACCGUCUCGGCGCGCGGCGGACCGUGGUGACCGCGAACCCGGCCAACGUGGAGCACAUCCUCAAGAGCAACUUCGGCAACUACCCCAAGGGGAAGCCCUUCACCGACAUCCUCGGCGACCUGCUCGGUACAGGCAUCUUCAACGUUGACGGCGAGCUGUGGUACGCGCAGCGGAAGCUGGUGAGCCACGAGUUCUCGGCGCGCGCGCUCCGGGACCUGGAGUUUGCCGUGCUCGAGGACGAGGCGCGGGAGCGGCUCGUCCCGGCGCUGUCCCUGGCCGCGGCGCGCGGCGGCGUGGUUGACAUGCAGGACUUGCUCCGCCGCUUCUCCUUCGACGUCAUCUGCCGCGUGUCGCUGGGCGUUGACCCCGGGUGCCUGGACCCGGCAUUGCCCGAGGCGCCCAGGCUGGCCGCGGCGUUCGACGCGGCGGCCGGGAUCAUCGCCAGGCGCGGCGCAGCCCCCGUAGCCGCCGUGUGGAAGGCGAAGCGCGCGCUGGACGUGGGCUCCGAGCGCCGGCUCCGCGAGGAGAUCAGGGUCAUCCACGAGGCCGUCAUGGACCUCAUCCACAUCCGCAAGAAGGAGCGCGGCCUGCAGCAGCUGCAGGAGGUCAACGCCGGCGGGAGGAGCGACCUGCUGUCGCGGAUGAUCGAAUGCGGGUACCCCGACGAGGCGAUCCGCGACAUGGUGAUCAGCUUCAUCAUGGCCGGGCGCGACACCACGUCGUCGGCGCUGACGUGGUUCUUCUGGCUGCUCACCCGCCACCGCGACGUGGAGCGGGAGGUCCUGUGGGACAUCACCACGGCCACGGGCGGCAGCCACGCCGCUGGCGGGCAGGGCAAGAUGCGCGUGCUCCACGCCGCGCUGUGCGAGACCAUGCGGCUGUACCCGCCCGUGGCGUGGGACUCGAAGCACGCGGCGGCCGGGGACGUCCUCCCCGACGGCACCCGCGUGGAGCGCGGUGACCGCGUCACCUACUUCCAGUACGGGAUGGGGCGGAUGGAGUCCAUCUGGGGCGCCGACGCCGCCGAGUUCAGCCUGCAGCGCUGGCUGUCCCUGCCCGAGGACAACGUGACGCCUCCCCCCGCCGCGGUUGCCGCCGGCGUAUCGCCGUUCAAGUACCCGGUGUUCCAGGCGGGGCCACGGACGUGCCUGGGCAAGGAGAUGGCGUUCGUGCAGAUGAAGUUCGUGGCCAGCACCGUGCUCCGCCGGUUCGAGCUCGUCCCCGUCGACGAGGGCCGCGUGCCGGUGUUCGUGCCCCUGAUGACGGCGCACAUGGCGGGCGGGCUCAACGUGACGGUGAGGAGCAGACGGGAACCACCCAUUGCCGCCGCUGCAGCUGCGUCGUCUGGGAAUUCGAAUUGAAUACUCGUCCCAUCCCAUCCCCGGCCAGUAAAAUACUUAACACUCCUCAUGUAAGUACGACAAAUUGAAAUCAGGAUUGUUUAGUUCCUACUAUACUCCAUUAGUGUUGUUAUUGAAAUUAAAAUUCAUGAGGACGCCACGUACUGUUUUUGCUGCUUAUUACAGACAAGCAGUGUACACUUUUGUACGAUAUGGAUCAUCAUCAUCAUAUGAAAGAGAUACACAGCAAGCAUACAUAUUUGCAGCUAUCCAGCAAA